Coprinopsis cinerea okayama7#130 is the source of this 702-nucleotide messenger RNA. RefSeq lists its product as hypothetical. Lineage: Eukaryota; Fungi; Basidiomycota; Agaricomycetes; Agaricales; Psathyrellaceae. The record is from RefSeq and is a predicted model, not a curated record. The transcript is spliced from 2 exons. The coding region runs from base 1 to 702 and encodes 233 amino acids.
AUGGAGAUCAAGACGUUCGAUAUAUCGCUACGCAGGAGGGCCGACUUUCCCGACCUCGACGACCUCCCCAGAGUUACCAUCACCGAGAAGACAAGCCUGCGUCAGGAAUUCGACUACAAGUUUGAGAAGAUGAGCGAUUUUAGUCUGGUUCAUUCGCCGAUUUGGGCGAAGUCGGAUGAGAGGACACUGCCUGCGGUUGUGGUUAUGGAUGGGGAGGGUAAUGUCCGCCAAUUGGAUGGCGAUGGGAAAGAUAGGGAGGUGGACGAUGGCUCUUCAUGGGGCUGGAAGUUUAUGCGAUCGGAUUGGACACGGCGGAGGACGACGACACCCAGGUCGGCAAUGCGGAAGGAUCGCGAGCUCAAACCACGAGGCGCAUCGUCGCUUUUGGGGCACACGUACGGCGCCUACGCCAAUAACCACCUUUUCUUCUUCAGUGGACAUGCGAUCCCUGAGCUGCCCCUGGCUGCGGCUCUUACAGCGGUGCCUAUCUCCAGACGCGGUUUGGACGCCGGAGAGCCGCUUUCGUGCUACACGUUCUAUGUGAACCUUGAGGGAGACUUCAAUCCUGAGAUGAUUGACCUUUGUACUAUUUGUCCGUUGACUGGCCGGAUGGCUGUGAUUUGGUUAGAAUAUGGAAAGGAGGUGGAGGAGAUUCGUGUCAUAGAUCUUUUGGACUUGCCUGUUCCAGGUUCGGAGGAGUAG